Molecule: messenger RNA, 287 nt
Organism: Macaca mulatta (Rhesus monkey)
Lineage: Eukaryota; Metazoa; Chordata; Mammalia; Primates; Cercopithecidae
Product: alpha-defensin 2 precursor
Biological process (GO): defense response to Gram-negative bacterium; defense response to Gram-positive bacterium; disruption of plasma membrane integrity in another organism
Cellular component (GO): extracellular matrix
Source: RefSeq, marked validated
CCUCUCACUGCAGCUUCUGUCUCAGGCCUUCUCCCAGCAGAGCUAUAAAUCCAGGCUCACUCCUCACUCUCCACACAUCCACACCUGCUCUCCCUCCUCCAGGUGCCCCAGCCAUGAGGACCCUCGCCAUCCUUGCUGCCAUUCUCCUAGUGGCCCUGCAGGCCCAGGCUGAGUCACUCCAGGAAAGAGCUGAUGAGGCUGCAACCCAGGAGCAGCCUGGGGAAGACGACCAGGACCUUGCUGUCUCCUUUGAAGAAAAUGGACUCUCUACUCCUAGAGCCUCAGGU